AUGUACAUAGACCGGCUGCUCCACUUGGAGAUGGAUGUAGAGGGCACGGCCGAGCAACUCACAAAAACACGCGAGAGCGUGAUCGAUGAUGUCAUGCUGUUGAUGGGCUACAGCUACCUUUGUCCGAACAGGAUCAUCGCGAUGGCCAUCGACAUCUACGAGCGCAUCAUCAUUGAGGAGGCAGAGCCGAGCAAGAAGCCUCAAGCCAUCUUGGCGCUGCUUCGCCGGUUUAGCCGCGACCGAGUCUCGAAGGUCGCCUCAUUCCUGCUGCAUCCGGGGCAGCCCCCGGCAGCAGCAGUGGGAGGCAAAGAUGCGAAGCCACCCGAGCCGAACGUCAGGGCGUCGCAGUUCGUGGCCACCGCUUCGCUGAUCUCCCUGAACCUUGUGGACCUGAGAAUGGUGUGGUCCUACUUGGAGCCAAGCGAAAAGAAGAUCCAGGAGGCGUGGUCUCACCUGAACUUCAGAUACGAGGCCAAGCUGAAGACCGUGAGCAUCGUGGAUCUCAGCGGAAAGCAAAACCUUGCGCGGGACAAACGCUACUUCAAUGGCUGUGCAAAGAACUUCAACCUCAUGCUCAAUCAGAAGAUCCGGCUGGUGGAGGCGAUGAUCAGCAUUAAUGACUGGUGCAAUGCCUGCGUCAUGCUGACACAGCUCCGCAGGCUCGUUGCAACGAUGAUUCAAGGGUGGGGCAACCGCGGUGACGGGUAG
Messenger RNA from Symbiodinium sp. CCMP2456, 708 nucleotides. NCBI's taxonomy places the organism in Eukaryota, Dinophyceae, Suessiales, Symbiodiniaceae. The record is from the annotation of a GenBank genome assembly.